This is a messenger RNA of Gambusia affinis (western mosquitofish), 3841 nucleotides long. Its product is annotated as cationic amino acid transporter 2-like. Lineage: Eukaryota; Metazoa; Chordata; Actinopteri; Cyprinodontiformes; Poeciliidae. Gene Ontology annotation, molecular function: amino acid transmembrane transporter activity. Bases 1162 to 3003 code for a protein of 613 amino acids. The transcript is spliced from 12 exons. The record is from RefSeq and is a predicted model, not a curated record. Gene Ontology annotation, biological process: transmembrane transport; amino acid transport. Gene Ontology annotation, cellular component: plasma membrane.
AAAAAAAAACUUUCAGGGGCUGAAAGCCUGGCACUCUCAGUUUCUUUAGGUUACUGAUGAAAGCCGGGAUCUUGAGAGCCAUUGAGCAAACGACAUGUCCAGGAGAUACAAUGCAGGUUUGCAAACCUAAUCAAAGACAGGCAAAUGCUGGGAACCUGCCGUCCCUUUGCAGGUUUCUUGUUCUUUUCCAGGGAGACAAAGUCUUACAGAUAUGUGGACCUUGAAGUAUUGAAUUAUCUGGCAGGCAUUAUCGUCAGAGGUUUAUCAAAGUUACGAAUCUUAACAACAGUACAAAUGUAAAUGUCCACCAGGAAACAGUUGACUUCCUAUCAAUAAAGUCGUUAUUCUGUGUCAUUAAUUUGAUCUAAUUUAAACUCUGAUUCUGACAUAUUUCUGAUCGAACAUAUUUAUCAGAUUUCUACUUACUUUUCAAACACAGUAACACUCAAGUUAUUUUUUACUCCAAGACUAACAAAACUCAAGUGAAAAUGUAUGCAUUCGACCUCUUCUGACCUCUGCUUGCCUUUGAUUUCUUGUUUUUCUUCAUUUGUUUUCAGAAUUGAUUGAUUAGGACCUGAACAGCUACUCUAUCUCUGAUGUGAUAACUGCAUGAGUGGGUUGAGACCACUUUGUAAGACCACUGCAUUUUUUAAAAAUUUUUUAUUUUAUUUUUUUAGAAAACCUACUCAACAAAGUAAUAGGCCAUAUAACCAAUGACUGAUUAAAGGGCAAUCGGGAAACAGGGCGUAGUUUUCUGUCCUGUGGACUGCAAAGGAAAUUCCAGGCAUCAGCACAAUCAUAUCUUGGGGGAGAUAAAGGAGGUCACAUAUUAAAAGAAAUAUCUAGUUUUAAGGGGAUGACAGCUCCUGUUGUGUCCUCCCAACACACCUGUGAGGCAGAGACCUACAAAGAUAUUCAUCCCACAUUUGACCAAUGAAAAAGGGACACCAAAAGGGAACAUCAGUGAUGUUUCUUGAUAGGGAGAGCUGACCUGGCAAUCAUUUACUGACAGAUCCUCUGAUAUGCCCUUCCUGUCCUUUUCCUCUCCCCUCGACCUUUCACAAAUUUGCUCUGCCCGUCUUCACAACAUCAACCUGCUCUCCCGCCUGUGGGUUCUUACAUAAUCCCCUCACUAUUCUGAUCCGAACCCCAGGCAGAAGCAUGCCGUGCGGUGCGGUCAAGUCCUUUCUGGUGAGUCUUUCUCGCAGGAAGCCCAUCGAGCCCGAUGGGGAAGAGUCCACUUUUAACCGAUGCCUAUCCACCCUGGACCUGAUCGCCCUGGGCGUGGGCAGCACCCUGGGAGCCGGGGUCUAUGUGCUCUCCGGAGAGGUGGCCAGAGACACCGCAGGACCCAGCAUUAUCAUUUCCUUCUUCAUCGCUGCCUUGGCGUCUAUAUUUGCCGGACUUUGCUACGCGGAGUUUGGAUCCAGGGUUCCCAAAACGGGCUCGGCUUACCUUUACAGCUACGUGACUGUUGGUGAGCUGCUGGCUUUUAUCACCGGCUGGAAUCUGCUGCUCUCCUAUGUCAUAGGAACAUCAAGCGUUGCUCUGGCGUGGAGUGGGACGUUCGAUGACCUGAUUGGUGGGGUCAUAUCAAAGUACUUUGAGGAAAAUGCAUCCAUGGGCCUUCCUGGCUUGGCGCCUUACCCAGAUGUCUUUGCAGCCGGUCUCAUCUUGCUGCUCUCAGGCAUAUUGGCAUUUGGGGUGAAAGAGUCAACGACCAUCAACAAGAUCUUCACAGCGAUCAACAUCGUCGUGCUGCUGUUUGUGAUCAUCUCUGGGUUCAUCAAAGGGAACCUCGCCAACUGGCAGAUCAGCGAAGAGGCUCUGAUAAACGCAACAGCGCAAUUCAACAACCUGAGCAACACCCUCAAUAUAACCAGCAAAUACGGAGUGGGGGGAUUUUUUCCUUAUGGCUUCAGCGGCACAUUGGCAGGAGCUGCAACCUGUUUCUAUGCUUUCGUUGGAUUUGACUGCAUCGCUACAACAGGUGAGGAGGUGAAAAACCCUCAGAAAUCUGUCCCUGUGGGCAUUGUGGCUUCACUCCUGAUAUGCUUCCUGGCCUACUUUGCGGUGUCUGCUGCCCUCACCUUGAUGAUGCCCUACUACAUGCUCAACGAGAAAAGCCCUCUGCCAGUGGCCUUCGAAUACGUUGGCUGGGGACCCGCCAAAUACGCCGUGGCUGCGGGAUCGUUGUGUGCCCUGUCCACCAGCCUGCUGGGCUCCAUGUUCCCCAUGCCUCGGGUUCUCUUCGCCAUGGCAAGAGACGGGCUGCUUUUCCAACCUUUGACCAAAGUCACUGCCAAGGGCAGUCCCGCUAUAGCCACCAUAUCGUCCGGAGUUGUGGCAGCCAUUAUGGGUCUCCUGUUUGACCUGGAAGCCCUGGUGGAAAUGAUGUCCAUUGGUACUCUGUUUGCCUACACACUUGUAGCAAUAUGCAUCCUGAUACUGAGGUACCAGGCUGCCCCGUCUGAAGACACGGACCUGCAGGUCAAAGAACCAAACCCCAAGUUCCAGUUCCUGAAGCCACCCUCAUCUCCCAACUCUGACACAGCACGAAGAGUCACAAUCCUAACCAUAAGUUCUGUUGUAUGUGUGGUUGCACUGUGCGUCACCUUGACUCAAGCCAUAGACGCUCUGGUAAACGUAGAGGCAUGGAGCGUGGUGCUUGUUUGCAUCUUUUCCUUCCUCCUGCUUCUCAUUUUAAUCUUCAUCUGGAUUCAACCACAGAAUCCCACAAAGGCAACUUUUAUGGUGCCAUUUCUGCCAGCUCUACCUCUAGUGAGCACGCUCAUCAAUGUCUACUUGAUGGUGCAGUUAGGUUCAGCCACAUGGCUGCGAUAUGCUAUCUGGAUGUUAGUGGGGUUAGUUAUCUAUUUUGGCUACGGAGUCCGCAACAGCGUUCAGAGGAAGCGACUCAGGACCGACCGGACCGACCGGACCAACGUCGAAACAGUCAGCAGCAAAACAGACACGCACAUAAUUAGAGAGGAGAAGUUUUGAGCCCAACGGGGGGUGAAGACAGAUACACUGAGAUGUUACAUAGAGUAACUACGUAAUAACCUUGUAACUAAAUUCUACAUGCAUUGAUUAGUGUCUCGUUUUGUGGCUUUUAUUGACCAAAAGUGCCAGUAAGCAGGUUUGCUGAACAUUUGGAAAGAAAUAUCCAAGUAGGGGAGCUUUUUUUUUUUUUCCUUAUCUGAAACUGAGUUACAUCUUCCCAGUCAGAUGUUUGUACUGUGUAACACAUCACUGCAUAAUCAGCAUGUUUAGGUUCAGAGAGAUUUACUGUACUUCCUAAAACGCCUUGAAGAGAAGCAAAUAUUUUAAAGUAAAUUAAAUUAUUUAACAUAUUUGUGUAUUUAUGUUGCCUCUCACACCAUUGUUAUAAAAUGAAAAAGGUAAUUAACAAAACAAUUAAUAUUUUGUAGACAUGUAACAUUUUGAUACAUUAAAUUGAAGAAUACUGUAUUUGCCCUUAAAAUUGUUGCCAUUUUGUAAUAGUAAUAAUGGUUUUAAGCUGCAUGGUUUUUCUUUCUUUCUUUUUUCGUUUUUUUUUUUUUUUUUUUGCUUCUAGGCACAAGCAGAUGCACUAUAUACAAAAUGCCAUUUUGUGUAACAUCGUAUUUGGCUCGUCCCUUUUUUUGUUGUUGUUUAUACAUAACUUUGCUAAAAACUGCAUUGCGUUUUUACAUGUAAAUAUGAACAUUUUGCAUAUUUGCUCAAAUUCUGUAAAUGUAUUCCUUAAUUUAAAAAGGAAAAAAAGAAUCAACAUUUAAUUGUAACCUGGAGUUACUUUUGUCGCAGGUUGACUGAAAGUGAAAUAAAACAAUAAACAUCA